CCCUCUGCCGCUGCUGGGGCAAAUAUAGUCGGUGGGCCAUAGGAGACCCCCCCACCCUGCUCUGGUCCGCUCCUCCCGCAAAUGGACCUUUAGCCUGCAAUGUGGCUGUUCGGACAGAGGCUGAAUAUCAGAACCCCAGCAGGAGAACCGUGGACCCUAUCGAACAGCUAUGGCCUCCACUCCGUCCGCCUCUGCCCUGUCCGCGGUUCUCCGGUGUCGGGGGAAUAUCUGGACCAGGAACCCGCCGACCAAGCGGCCUGCAGCCUCCGCCUACAGCCUCGGACUGUCCGCCGGCACGCUGCGCGACUCCACGGCUGAGCGCACCGGGUCACCGCGGAGCGCUACGUGGGAAGCUUUUCCCCGAUGUGUCGUGGUGGGAGGGAGGCUGGCCGUUGCGUACAAAGUAGGUGGUAAAAUACCGAGAGCGAAAGACCCCAGGGAGGCGAAUAAAUUAUGUUUUCCAAAACUUUCGCAACCCCCAGGGGACGCGCACUCAGCACCGCCUGGUGUCCAAAAGGGCCAGCUGGCGCGCAGACUGACACCUAACCUGCCUGGAAGAGAUAAAUGCUCCAAAAUAAUCCACAUGAUGAAAUACGAAUCAUGCGCUGCACAUAUCUGUAGGAUAAUAUUUGUUCAGGACACGAGUGAACUCCCAGCUGGCGUGGUGAAGCUGUCCGUGACUUCUCCGCGUUUGGUAACAGGACAUAUCCCGUCCUUCGUGUUGUCUGGAUGGUCAACACUGAAGAGAAAUUGCUUAUCUUUGACUUCUCUGGUGUCAGAAAUGAUACUCUAUAAACUGGCGGUGCUGUGCGGUUCCAAUAACAGCCUUCAGGAUGCGCAACAACACCUGCUGGAUGAGGAAAACGCCAGAAAAGAUGCCCUGCAGGCAAAUGUACACAUCCACACUUCCUCCAAAGACAACGGUGGACAAAACAUCACAGAGGACAGACCUGACUGAGUCCAAGGCCUCGGCUCCAAAAAUACACACUGUGACCCAACAUCUUUUGUUGACUUUUACACAGCUUUCACAAUACGCAACACAACUGGACUUCAACCUGCCGAAACAGGAAAACAGCAUUUGGUUUUAUAGUGCACUUUUCCAUUCACUGUAAAGACACGUAUGAGAAAUAAACACAGAUAUUGCUUGUAAUCCUACAUUCUGAAGUAUUCUAGGCCCACUGAUAUGUUACUGUUGGUCAAACCUUUAUUUUUGAGGUUGGUCUGCAUGUUUUUCAAAGAAGCUUGAUGCAAACGUUUCCUUCAGAACAUCGUACAAAAACUGAAGACAUCUAGAAAAACUGCACAAAUGUGGUGGAAUAAUUAAACCUAAUAAAGACCCCCACAAAUAUUCAGUGCCA
Amphiprion ocellaris (clown anemonefish) is the source of this 1358-nucleotide messenger RNA. RefSeq lists its product as uncharacterized. The transcript has 2 exons. NCBI's taxonomy places the organism in Eukaryota, Metazoa, Chordata, Actinopteri, Pomacentridae. The coding region runs from base 170 to 958 and encodes 262 amino acids. The record is from RefSeq and is a predicted model, not a curated record.